AGCUGCGAAACGGGAAUGAUAUCUUGCAGGAUUGCUGAGGAUUUCGUGAGAACGGAUUUAUAAACUGUGAAGCCUAGUCCCAGAGUGAAGGGUGGCAGUGGUAGUGGUAGAAAGAGCUGUAAGUAUAUGUGGCACUUUGUAAACAUGUCAAAGACAAUGAUGUACCUACAAUGGUCUUACUCAUUUAUUUCUUUAACUCUUUAUUUUGAGGUAGUUUCACAUGUAUGGAACAGUUGCAAAAAUAGUAUAAAGAAUUCCCAUUCCCUCUUUCCCCAGCACCCCCAGUGUUAACAUCUUGUAUAACCAUAGUACAAUUAUCAAAACUAAGGAAUCAACAUUGAUACAAUAUAAUUAACUAAACUACAGACUUUAUUUAGAAUUCCCCAGUUUUCCCACUGUUGUCCGUUUUCUAUUCCAGGAUCCACUCAUCCCACAUUGCAUGUAGUUGUCAUUCUCCUUAGCUUCCUCCGGUUGGUGACAGUUACUCAGUCUCUUAUUGUCGUUCAUAACCUUGACACUUUUAUAGAAUGUCCCUCAAUUUGAGUUUGUCUAUUGUUUGUCUGGAAGAAAACAUCAGAAUAUCACUUUAUAAGAGAACAGAAUUGCAAAUUGAGACAUGCAGUCUGUGCUUUCAGAAUUCAGACCAAUCCAGCUGCCAAACCCAAAAAUGAGACCAUCAUGAAUAUUAUGUGUGCAUAUAGUAUGUGUGUUUGUGACUGUACCCCACACAUACAACCACUUCCUGAUUCUACAUUUAUUUGGUACAUUUGUGUCUCAGCAGUUAAUGGGGAAAGGUAGUGAAAUACGAGGCAACCCAGUAUAUGCAAAAUGUCUGGAUGCCUGAAGAGGCUAUCUACACAGCAGUUAAAGAGAAAUGACAGCAAGGAUUUUAAAAGUCACUUUCUGAAGUUUCUAGUGAUGCCAACACAAUGGCCUCUAACAGAUCGUCAUGUCCAUAUCAAUGUUAACCAGUGGUUCUCAACUCAGGGCUAUUUUGACCCCCAAGGGCCAUUUGCCAUACCUGGAGACGUAUUUGAUUGUCACAACUCAGGGAGGAGGGGGCUACUACUGGCAUCUAGUGCAGGAUUGCAACUGGCAUUUAAUGGGUAGAGGCCAGGGACACUGCUCAAUAUCCUGCAAACCUGCAGGACAACCCCCACGACAAAAAAAAUAUCUGGCCCAAAAUGUCAAUAGUGCUGAGGCUGAAAAACUCUGCUCUAGAAAUUUAAAAAGGAGAAUAUAAUGAAAUAUAUUUCUAUAUUUGCAGUGGAUUUAUUUAGGAGAGAAAUGUGUAAAUAUAAAAGUAACUGUAAAAUGCAUAUCUGGCCAUCUCUGAAGAAUGUUGCCCCAAAAAUGUUUUCACUCACUACCUAUAAUGGUUAAUUUUAAUGUGUCAACUUGACUGGGCUCAGGGUACCCAGAUUGCUGGUCAAAUACUGUUCUGGGUGUUUCUGUGAGGGUACUUUUGGAUGAAAUUAACAUUUAAAUUGGUAGAUUCGAGUAAAGCAGAUUGCCCUCCAUAAUGUAGGUGGGCCUCAUCUGGUCAGUUGAAAGCCUGGAUAGAAUAAAAGGCUGCCCCUCCCCCAAGUAGGAAAGAAUUCCUCCUUCCAACUGAAACAUCAGCUCUUCCUACCUGACAACCUUCAAACCGUGACUUCAACUCUUCCUGUUUCUACAGCAGCUUUUGGCCUUCGAACUCAAACUAAAACAUCAACUCUGCAGAUUUUGGAUUUGCCAGCCUCCUCCAUAGUCACGGCCAAAAUGAAGAGGGGAUCCCACGAUUGCCAGUCCAGAUUGCCAGACAAUACUGCUUUGAAGCAGCAGCAAUUGCCUGCCUACCGGCUACAGCUCACAGCCACCAAAAUCCUCUCUGGAUUUUUUAUCACAGGAGUGUUCUGCCUUGGUGCGGGUGUCAUCCUUCUCUUGUCUGCAAAGAACAUCAAGGAAGUAGAGAUUAAUUACACAGAAAAAUGUUCAGAUUGUGCAAAACUGCGGGAAAACACCGCUAAUUUUGACAAAGAAUGCACUUGCUCUAUUCCCUUCUACCUCCCAGAGGCAAUGAAGGGUGAUGUUUAUAUGUUCUACAAACUGUACGGCUUCUAUCAGAACCUCUAUCAAUAUGUUCUAUCCAGGAGUAAUAGCCAACUGAUGGGUAUAGAUAUAAAGGAUGUUAGUAACUGUGCUCCUUUCAAAAACUCCCACAACGGGAUCCCCAUCGCUCCUUGUGGUGCUAUUGCCAACAGCAUAUUCAAUGACACCAUUGUUCUUUCAUACAACCUUAAUUCAUCCAUGAGUAUCAAAGUCCCAAUGCUAAGGAGUGGAAUUUCAUGGUGGACAGACAAGUAUGUCAAGUUUUGGAAUCCAGGUUCCCAAAAUCUUUCUAGUGCGUUUGCAGGAACUGCAAAGCCCCCAUCCUGGCCCAAGCCCGUCUAUGAACUGGAUGAAGAGGAUCCAGAAAACAAUGGCUUCAUCAAUGAGGACUUCAUCGUGUGGAUGCGGACGGCCGCCUUUCCCACUUUCAAAAAGCUUUACCGCCGACUCAGUCGAAUACAACAUUUUACUGAAGGCUUGCCGGCUGGUAGCUAUAGUUUCGGAAUCACCUACAAUUUUCCAGUAACCAAGUUUCAAGGAGAAAAAUCAGUUGUUCUUUCCACCCUGACAUGGAGUGGAGGCAGUAGCCUCUUCUUAGGUCUCGCCUACACAGUGACAGGAGCCCUGACGUGGCUGGCCUUCUUUGCCAUGAUGGCAAUUCACUUGAGGCUGAAAGAAAGGAAAACGUUAUUUCACCAGGAGUAAAGUCAAGCUUUAAAAAGAAAAGCAGAAAACACAGAAAUGGACGGUGAAGUAAUGGAGCCAAAGAUCCCUGACAAGGUUCAACAUGACUGGGAUAUUUCAUCAAAGGAACUGAAUUAACUGAUCAAGUACAUUCCCAGAUGAAUAAAUAAUGAGAGUUUCAGAGUGAAGAAGAAGAAAAGAAGAGGAGGAGGAGGCCUAAUUAGGUAUAGUAAAAUGUCCUGAGAAUGGGGAAGAUAAAUCAUCCUUGAGCUCUAAACCAAGUCUUGGGUAUUUAUUUGAAGCCCUUGUGCCUGAAGGUAGGUGAAUACCUAGAAGAGUGGCAUCACCAGACAAGAGUAAGUAAUUCUGGGGUCCCCAGGAUUAAGUGACUCCUUUUAACCAUCAGUCAGGCUCAGACAAUGAGUCUUCGUGGGCUGGUUGAAAUGAUAGACUUCCCAACAGCAAUUGUUAGCGUUGAAUUGAGUGAUAAGGGUGGUUUUUGAAAACUGAUUUAUUAAAUGUUUUCUCCUUUCUGUUGAGUCAAAAUGAAGUCUUUUCUGCAAAGAGUAAACCAAGGUUAUAGCAGUGCCUCAGCACCCAAAAUACAUAAGUACGCCAAAAGAAAGUGCAGGGAUUUCCCUAAAAUUCCCAUGUAGCCAAGAGGGAAGCAUGGAAAGUGACUGAAUCUCUCAAAAACCACUCAACGUUUGAGGGCCCAACACAAUUCUAAAACUUAUAUUGGGAUGACAUAUUCUAGAAUGCAGAUAAUGACAUGGAUUUGUGGCAUUUGAAUUAUAUGUGUUGAGGGAGCUUCUCAGGGUUCAUCUUAAAAGGUUUGAAUUCCUGCUAAAUGUCACUUACAGGAGACUGAACGAAGUACAGCUGACCCUUGAACAACGCAGGGGUUAGUGGCACAGACCCCUGUGCAGUCGAGAAUCCACCUGUAACUUUAUAGCUGGCCCUUAGUAUCUAUGGUUUUGC
Molecule: messenger RNA, 3756 nt
Organism: Camelus dromedarius (Arabian camel)
Lineage: Eukaryota; Metazoa; Chordata; Mammalia; Artiodactyla; Camelidae
Product: cell cycle control protein 50C
Exons: 8
Coding region: 1762-2796 (344 amino acids)
Cellular component (GO): Golgi apparatus; endoplasmic reticulum; plasma membrane
Source: RefSeq, a predicted model, not a curated record